AUGUUGAAGGCCAUCAAGAACUGUGAGAUGCCUAAGGAGACCUGGACAAGUUAUGACAUCAGGGUUCUUUACAAAUCUGAUGAGGAGCCUGUGACGCGCAAACCAGUCCUCCCUAAGGUCCCCUCCAUUCCACCUCUGCCGUCACUGUUGCGUGAUGCCAUUUCCUCAUCAGAUGAAAUAUCUCCUCCAGCUAGUAAACUUGCCUCUCUGCAGCCGUUUCACGGCCUUGGAACUCCUGAGCCAUCCUACCAUCUUUCCUCCCAGCCAUCUCGCCACCAUGGAACUCCUGAGCCAUCCUACCAUCUUUCCUCCCAGCCAUCUCGCCACCAUGGAACUCCUGAGCCAUCCUACCAUCUUUCCUCCCAGCCAUCUCGCCACCAUGGAACUCCUGAGCCAUCCUACCAUCUUUCCUCCCAGCCAUCUCGCCACCAUGGAACUCCUGAGCCAUCCUACCAUCUUUCCUCCCAGCCAUCUCGCCACCGUGGAACUCCUGAGCCAUCCUACCAUCUUUUCUCCCAGCCGUCUCGCCACCGUGGAACUCCUGAGCCAUCCUACCAUCUUCCCUCCCAGCCGUCUCGCCACCAUGGAACUCCUGAGCCAUCCUACCAUCUUCCCUCCCAGCCGUCUCGCCACCAUGGAACUCCUGAGCCAUCCUACCAUCUUCCCUCCCAGCCGUCUCGCCACCAUGGAACUCCUGAGCCAUCCUACCAUCUUUCCUCCCAGCCAUCUCGCCACCAUGGAACUCCUGAGCCAUCCUACCAUCUUUCCUCCCAGCCAUCUCGCCACCAUGGAACUCCUGAGCCAUCCUACCAUCUUUCCUCCCAGCCAUCUCGCCACCAUGGAACUCCUGAGCCAUCCUACCAUCUUUCCUCCCAGCCAUCUCGCCACCGUGGAACUCCUGAGCCAUCCUACCAUCUUUUCUCCCAGCCAUCUCGCCACCAUGGAACUCCUGAGCCAUCCUACCAUCUUUCCUCCCAGCCAUCUCGCCACCAUGGAACUCCUGAGCCAUCCUACCAUCUUUCCUCCCAGCCAUCUCGCCACCAUGGAACUCCUGAGCCAUCCUACCAUCUUUCCUCCCAGCCAUCUCGCCACCGUGGAACUCCUGAGCCAUCCUACCAUCUUUUCUCCCAGCCGUCUCGCCACCGUGGAACUCCUGAGCCAUCCUACCAUCUUCCCUCCCAGCCGUCUCGCCACCAUGGAACUCCUGAGCCAUCCUACCAUCUUCCCUCCCAGCCGUCUCGCCACCAUGGAACUCCUGAGCCAUCCUACCAUCUUCCCUCCCAGCCGUCUCGCCACCAUGGAACUCCUGAGCCAUCCUACCAUCUUUCCUCCCAGCCAUCUCGCCACCAUGGAACUCCUGAGCCAUCCUACCAUCUUCCCUCCCAGCCAUCUCGCCACCAUGGAACUCCUGAGCCAUCCUACCAUCUUUCCUCCCAGCCGUCUCGCCACCAUGGAACUCCUGAGCCAUCCUACCAUCUUUCCUCCCAGCCGUCUCGCCACCAUGGAACUCCUGAGCCAUUCCAUCUUGCCCCUCAUGCUGCUUCUGAGAUGGACCUGCACUCUGCAUUACUACGAGAGAUCAUUGCCAAGCAGGAGGUGAUGUGUGAUAUGCAAAGAAAUCUGCUGCGGAUUGUUCAGGAUCUCUCCUCUACACCUACACCACAUGGACACCACAUGGACGGAAGUUUCCUGCCGUUGAGGGAUGCUGAGUCUCUUUUGGCGCUGGACCGCGACAUUAAGACAAACCCAGAGAAGAGAAAGGACUUGGUGCUGACACUGGGCCUUGCUGGGGGCGUAACCCUCAAGGACACUGUGUGGAGGGUCAUGAAGAUGCUUCUUAAGAAUGACUUGGCCUGCAAAAUCAAUUGGACAGGCCUCCAUGGCAAAACAUCAUUCCAGGGCCUAGAAGUCAAAAAUGUUGUUACAGAAGCCAUUCGGAGAAAUCCUGGAUGCAGAGAAUCUACGAACCAGGAGGUGGAGCAAUGGUUGAGGCGUUGGUUGUAUUUGGCUGGCGAUCGAGAAGGGGGUAGGAGGAGGAGAAGCACAGUCCUCCACCACCAGCGACCCAACAACACAUAGUCAGGCACAUCAACACAUAAUGUCAGGCACACACACAUAUGCAUUUCACUUUGGCCAUUUCUGGCCACACUUUAAAGGGUUAGUUCACC
This is a messenger RNA of Carassius auratus (goldfish), 2168 nucleotides long. RefSeq names its product extensin-like. The coding region runs from base 1 to 2079 and encodes 692 amino acids. The transcript is spliced from 5 exons. The record is from RefSeq and is a predicted model, not a curated record. NCBI's taxonomy places the organism in Eukaryota, Metazoa, Chordata, Actinopteri, Cypriniformes, Cyprinidae.